GCUACCCGCCGCCUCCCCCUUUUCUCUGUCUUCCUCGCCCACCUCCUUUCUCUCCGUCUCCCUCGUCCCCACACCUCCAGUCUGCUUCUGUUGUCUCGGCGGAUUGUUGGGCUGUGGGAGAAGAAGGAUAUCGCGAGUAUUGGAGUUUUGGUGAGAGUUUGUGGAAGAUGGCGCCUGUUGUGACAGGGAAGUUCGGGGAGCGCCCUCAGCCACAGCGCCUGACAAGAGAAGCAAUGAGGAAUUACCUGAAAGAGCGAGGCGACCAAACUGUCAUGAUCCUGCACGCAAAAGUUGCACAGAAAUCUUAUGGCAAUGAAAAAAGGUUCUUCUGCCCUCCCCCCUGCGUGUACCUGAUGGGCAGUGGCUGGAAGAAAAAGAAGGAGCAGAUGGAGCGAGACGGCUGCUCAGAGCAGGAGUCGCAACCAUGUGCCUUCAUCGGCAUCGGCAACAGCGACCAAGAAAUGCAACAGCUCAAUUUAGAGGGCAAGAAUUAUUGCACAGCGAAAACCUUGUACAUAUCCGACUCUGACAAGAGAAAGCACUUCAUGUUGUCCGUCAAGAUGUUCUACGGCAACAGCUCUGACAUCGGUGUCUUCCUCAGCAAGAGGAUCAAAGUCAUCUCCAAGCCCUCCAAAAAGAAACAGUCCCUCAAAAAUGCUGACUUGUGCAUCGCGUCGGGGACCAAAGUGGCACUGUUCAACCGGCUGCGGUCCCAAACGGUCAGCACGCGCUAUCUACACGUGGAGGGCGGCAACUUUCACGCCAGCUCCCAGCAGUGGGGCGCCUUCUACAUCCACCUGUUGGAUGACGAGGAGUCAGAAGGAGAAGAGUUCACUGUGAGAGACGGUUACAUCCACUACGGCCAGACAGUCAAGCUGGUUUGCUCUGUCACUGGCAUGGCCCUGCCCAGAUUGAUCAUCCGAAAGGUUGACAAGCAGACGGCGUUGCUGGACGCAGACGACCCGGUCUCCCAGCUCCACAAGUGUGCCUUCUACCUGAAGGACACAGAGCGCAUGUACCUGUGCCUUUCCCAAGAAAGGAUCAUCCAGUUUCAAGCCACUCCAUGCCCAAAGGAACCAAACAAGGAGAUGAUCAAUGAUGGCGCCUCCUGGACAAUCAUCAGCACAGACAAGGCUGAAUACACUUUCUACGAGGGCAUGGGCCCUGUCCACUCGCCUGUCACCCCCGUGCCUGUAGUAGAGAGCUUACAGCUAAAUGGUGGUGGCGAUGUCGCCAUGUUGGAGCUCACAGGACAGAACUUCACUCCAAAUCUUCGAGUCUGGUUUGGCGACGUUGAGGCCGAGACUAUGUACAGGUGUGCGGAGAGCAUGCUGUGCGUGGUGCCCGACAUCUCCGCCUUCCGCGAGGGCUGGCGCUGGGUGCGGCAGCCCGUCCAGGUGCCCGUCACGCUGGUGAGGAACGACGGCAUCAUCUACUCCACCACACUGACCUUCACCUACACGCCGGAGCCCGGGCCGCGGCCCCACUGCAGCGCCGCCGGCGCCAUCCUGCGAGCCGGGAACUCCAGUCUGCUGAGCAGCAACAGCCAGGAGGCCGGCGCCAACAUCUACGGCCCCAACAGCUCAUCCAACGCAGGAGUCACAUCCUCAUCCUCCACCGCCGCAGCUGUGGUCUCCUAACGCACACAGGAGGCCACUGAAUACAAUAUGCCUUGAGAGCAAAUAUACCUGAGGGUAUAUAAAGACUAUGGGAAAUAAUAAACAAAAACUGACUCACUCUAAAGUGCUGUGUAUUAAUUUUUUUGGAUACAAAGAAGCUGAAGUGGAAAAUCAGUGGGACAAAGGAGCAAACGCAGGGGAAAUCUGAAGAAGGAGUAACAUCACGACGUCGUCAGUACAGUGGGAGCAAAGGUGCUCCCUGACACGCCCCUUCAUCCUUCCUUCCUCUCCCCUGUGGUUACUUUUGGGACCCACCUGUCCUCGUCUGGUGUUUGGAAUGAGUGAAGUUCCUGCCGGCUCAGAGCACCAGCACCUUUCUACGGCUGUGAGAAUGGAAAACCACAACAACAAUACAUCCACCGUGUACAAAAGAAAACAAAGUCGUCUAUUUUUUGCGCUCCCUUGCCCCUUUGCCUCAUUUCCUCCCACCACUUGUUUUAUAAUUAUUCCUUUUGGGUUUUUUUUUUUUUUUUGUGUUUCUCUGCAUUAAUUAGUGUUUUCCGAAAGGGGGCUGGAUGUAUUGUUGUUGGAUGCAGAGGGACGCACAUAAAUCGUGACGAUUACAUAGUUUUUAUGGACCAAGGAUCUUGUAUAAGCUUUAGUAAAGGUACAUUUUUCUCCAUACCUUUUUUGUAUUAAACAUAUAGUACACUUUUGUUACCAAAUAGUUUCUAUUCUAUUCCUCUGAGCUUGGGCUUUGUUUUCCCCCUUUUGAGGUCCAAAAUCCUGACCUGUAUGUUUUUGCAACCUUUGCGACAGACGUGUGCUUUUUUCAGUCUUUGGAUGGAACUCUUUGUUUUGAUACUCUCACUUCUUUUUCUUCUUUUUUUGGGGGAGAAAAAAAACAAACAAAUCUGAA
Messenger RNA from Solea solea (common sole), 2538 nucleotides. RefSeq names its product recombination signal binding protein for immunoglobulin kappa J region b (gene rbpjb). Gene Ontology annotation, molecular function: RNA polymerase II cis-regulatory region sequence-specific DNA binding; DNA-binding transcription activator activity, RNA polymerase II-specific. The coding region runs from base 168 to 1640 and encodes 490 amino acids. The record is from RefSeq and is a predicted model, not a curated record. The transcript has 11 exons. Gene Ontology annotation, cellular component: nucleus; MAML1-RBP-Jkappa- ICN1 complex. Lineage: Eukaryota; Metazoa; Chordata; Actinopteri; Pleuronectiformes; Soleidae. Gene Ontology annotation, biological process: regulation of transcription by RNA polymerase II; Notch signaling pathway.